Anolis carolinensis (green anole) is the source of this 2459-nucleotide messenger RNA. It is a transcript of the gene id4, whose product is annotated as inhibitor of DNA binding 4. Gene Ontology annotation, cellular component: cytoplasm; nucleus. Gene Ontology annotation, molecular function: protein dimerization activity; transcription regulator activity. The transcript has 3 exons. Gene Ontology annotation, biological process: negative regulation of transcription by RNA polymerase II; circadian regulation of gene expression; cell differentiation. The record is from RefSeq and is a predicted model, not a curated record. Bases 359 to 868 code for a protein of 169 amino acids. Lineage: Eukaryota; Metazoa; Chordata; Lepidosauria; Squamata; Anolidae.
CCGACCCGCUCCUUUGCUCGCUCGCUCGCCUCCUCCUCCUUCUCCUUCUUUCCUUCCCUCCUCCUUUCCUUCUCCUUUCCCCGCCUCCUUUCUCCGUCUCUAUAUAUACUCCGCGGCGUUGCAAACGGGGCUGGAGCAGAGGCGGUUGGGGUUGGGAGCCAGAGGGGAGGAAAGAGGAGAAACUCACCCAACCAGCUGGGAUAUCAUCAUCAUUAUUAUUAUUAUUUUUGUAUUGUCUAUUCUAUUGAAAGCAAAUCGAUUGUUUUUUUUUUCUUCCAACCUCUCUGUUUUAUUUGCUCGUUUGGUGGGCAUUGAGGAGGGACAGCUCGCUCUCGGUGUCUUUAUUUUGAGGGGUACCAUGAAGGCGGUGAGUCCCGUCCGGCACCCGAAUAGGAAGGCGCUGGCUAGCGGCUGCUGUUGUGGAGGCGGAGGAGGAGGAGGAGGAGGCAGCGAUGGAGGCGGAGGAGGAGGAGGAGGCGAUCUUCCCUUGGGUUUCCUCUCCGAUCCGGGCUGCUUGAAGGGAAACGAAGUGGACGAGCCGGCCGCGCUGUGCCUCCAGUGCGACAUGAAUGACUGCUACAGCCGCCUCCGGAAGCUGGUGCCCACCAUCCCGCCCCACAAGCGGGUCAGCAAAGUGGAGAUCCUCCAGCACGUCAUCGACUACAUCCUCGACCUGCAGCUGGCCCUGGAGACGCACCCGGCCCUCCUUCGGCAGCAGCAGCAGCAGCCUCUCCCGCAGCAGCCUCCCCAACAGCAGCAGCAGCAGCUCCUUGCGCCCCACCAAGCGCCCAGGACCCCGCUCACCGCCCUCAACGUCGACCCGGCUGCCGCUGUGAAUAAGCAAGGGGACAGUAUCCUGUGCCGCUGAACUGCAUUUCUAAGGUGUGCGGCAGGCAAAUCCUGAGCCAGAGAAGCAGAAAGAAAGAAAGACACAUUAGAGAGGGAGGGGGAAAAAAGAAAAAAAAAGCAAGAAAGAAAUCUCAGCCACUGGGCAAAAAGGAAAAAAAAAUCAACUACUCCAGAAUUCUUUCCAUACUUCCUUUAGAGAGAAAGAGAGGAGAAAUUUUCACGACUUUGCACGUUCAUAGCAUUUUACACACGUGUCUCUUAAUUCUUUUGGUUGUUUUUUUUUCUUUUUAGAUCAGAUGUGAAUUGUAUUCUUGUCUGGGAGGGAGGGGGUUUGAACUCUUCAGCAUCCAUGUGGCUCUUCUGUUGGAUAGAGAAGAUCAAGGACACACGGGGAGGGUAGAAGUUUUAACUUUUAAUGUGCUGAGCAGCUGAAAUCCGAAGCUUUACUAAUCUACCAGAGGCAUUGUAGAUAACUUUGGUUCGGACAUCUAUUGUUUAAAAUAGAUGCUUUUAUUGUUUCCUCGGGGACUUUCUUCUCCCCGAAGGAGUGUUACAUAUUGUAUAGAUUAAAGAGAAGAAGAAAAAGAAGAAGAAAAGGAAAAAAGUGACAUUUCAUACUAUGUAUAUACAGAGAGGUUCUAUAAGUGUAAGUGAGAAAAGUAUAUGCUUUAAUAGACCUACUGUAAUUAUAAAAUAUUUUUAAUUAAAUAUUUUUUUGUAAAUAUUAUAAAGUUGUGUAUGUUUUCUUUUGAAAUCUGUGGGAAUACUUUAGGCAGAAUUGUUUUCUGGCUCGAGUGCAGAACUGCUGUCAAUGAAAAUAUAUUGGAUGCUGAGGGAUGUCUUUGGUGGGUGUUUGUCCCACCCGUCCCUCCUCACUCCCUUUUCAAUUUGGAAGCUACAGCCGUAGGUAGAAUUGAGUCAGUUCCUGCAUGAAUGCAUGCAAUAUCUAACCGCAAAUAAACUUGUUCUAUCCAUACCAAUGUGGGUUUAUCCCCCUCUUUUGAUUCAAAUUGAAAAUAUGUUUGUAGCAUACGAUUUUGGAACAACUUUUUUGUCUGUUGGGCACUGAGGUUUAUAUUACAGAAUAUGCGAAACCGCAUUGAGAUGUCAGAAAUUUAUUUGUUCUUUACUGAGAUUGCUACUUUUUUCCAAUAUGGGUACAGUGCUGCGGGAUAAUGAACAUUUAUUUUCUAAAAAAUGAAAAUUAUCACAAAACAUGGACCACUUUUAUAACACCCAAGGGGACACUGGACCCCAGAAUUUAGCCCUGUGGCAUAUUACCUUGGAAAAACAGUAAAAAAAUGUUUUCUGCUUCUAACCAAAGGGCAAACUAUCAACAAAUGUACAGUCACUGUUUCAUCCAAAGACUAUUGAUACUGAAACAUGGAGGGUAGGGAGGGAUAACAGGGAACAUUUCAGUCUGAUUACUGGUGUAAGUCAAUUUCAAAAAACUUACGUAGACCAAAAACAAAAUCAGAUGACUGUAUCAAAAUUAUUUUUCUAAUAUACAACAGCCUUCAUUUCAUUGCAACUCUGUUACAUCUGAAAAUCCUGUUCAGUCUCUGUUAUGUGUAACUUCUACAUGUGAACAUUAAACUAGAUUGACGUGC